AUGCCUGCUCCACUUUCCUCAAAGUUCUCUCAUAUGGGCAUCAGGUCUGGGACAUUGACACAUCUGGCACAUCUGUUCGUAUGGCACAUCAGCCCACCUAUACCCUACUAUCCGUCAUUCUCUGCACGCCGAGUACUCUGGCGUCCUGUGUCUACCUCCCAGAUUGCACUCGUGUCCAAUGAGGACUUUGGUGGAGGGAGUGGUAACAAGGGGAUCCUAAAGUUAACGGUGCAAAAUCCAGAUGCUAUAGAGAUAUUGGAUGCAAGGUGUGGCCGGAUUGCUAAAUGGACUGUUGAAGUGAGCAUGACUGGUGACUCGCAUGCACUUUGGGUCCACCAUAUUUGUAUGUCCUGUCAUAUCCCGUAUUCCGGACCUACGUCCGAUGAUGUUCCCACGCCUUCCGGAUGCCUUCCGGAUGCCUUCCGGAUGCCUUCUGGAUGCCUUCCGGACGCACAUCCGGACCUCCAUACCCUUAUCCAUGCCUUUAGUCCUCCAGUCCGCUAUCGGUUUGGAUCCAUACACCUUCGUACAUCCAUAUAUCCAUACCUCUGGACCUCUGCAGCUAAGCCUGCUUCAUCCACCCUUAAUCCUAUCGGAUCCGAGCUCAUUCAAUCUCGGACUUUACCUUCCCUAGACUAUCGGUCUAUAUCCAUGAUCCAUAUCCUAGUCUCAUCUUCACCUAGAUCUCCGGAUCCGCUCAUCCGAUAUCCAGAUGCCUCAUCCAAUAUCUCUAGACCUCCGGAUCCGACCUAUACUCAUAUCCGAAGCCCAAACCUUAAAUCAGCAUCUAUCUCCUUAUGGUAA
This is a messenger RNA of Suillus subalutaceus, 804 nucleotides long. RefSeq lists its product as uncharacterized. The transcript has 4 exons. The record is from RefSeq and is a predicted model, not a curated record. The coding region runs from base 1 to 804 and encodes 267 amino acids. NCBI's taxonomy places the organism in Eukaryota, Fungi, Basidiomycota, Agaricomycetes, Boletales, Suillaceae.